This is a messenger RNA of Parnassius mnemosyne (clouded apollo), 477 nucleotides long. Lineage: Eukaryota; Metazoa; Arthropoda; Insecta; Lepidoptera; Papilionidae. The record is from the annotation of a GenBank genome assembly.
AUGGUAUUUCUAACAAUAAGUAAUUUGAUUCGUGUACGAGGACCUGAUGAAUUUUGGAGGAAGAGGAGGAUUUUUAGAUUAGCAGCACAUUUCGUAGGGCGGCGAAGAAAUUGUUACUCUGUCGCAGUUCGUAACGUACAUCGUGCGUUAGUGUACGCAACUAAAGCUCGCAAAUUAAAAAAACAGGACAUGAAAGACCUUUGGAAUACUCGGAUAUCUGCUGCUUGUGAACAACAUAAUAUAACAGCGUUUACGUUAAAAGAAGGUUUGGACCGCUCAAACAUAAUGCUUGAUCGUAAAUCUCUUUCGGAUUUGGCUUCAUGGGAACCAAGAACAUUUGAAUGUCUUGCAGCUAUAGCUAAGCAAAAGUUACAAUUGGAUGGUUUUAUUGAUACUGUUGAUAAAAAAUACCCAACAGGAGUAAAUUUAAAUCUUAAGGAUGUGAUGCUAGAGGCUUGGUUAAAAGAAAAAAAGUAG